AUGGAUGCUACAAAAUUUGUUGCUUUGCUUCUGCAAGGCCUCGUCCUGUUCUCAGUGAAGGUUCAUGAGGAGCUGGAUGAGACCACCUGGCAGCGCAUGCAAGAGCGUGAGAAUGAGAUGGACCAGGAGAUGGUUCAUAUGAUGCAGGAGAUGGAAAGAAGAAGCCAACUGCACUGGAAGCUGGUGUCCAUGCUCCUUCAGCAGUGGCCUGAGGAGCAUGGAAUGAUGGCCUGGGGAGCUGUGCUCUUUGCUGCCACUGCUGCAGUCUUUGUCCUCCUCUUUUGGCUCUGCUGCUGGCUGAGGAGAAAGAGCCCUGAUCCAGACUCUGUCUGCUUCAGGAAGAUCUCAGACGCCAGCACAUAUCUGGCAGAGGAAGAGGAUGAAGAGGAGGAAGAAGGCGAUGUAGAAGGUCUGAAAGAUGUGAAGCAAGUAGAAAGGAGUGCUGCCCGGCACCUCCGGUGGCCAGUGCAGAAAAUGAUCUCCAGGAGCCGGGAGGUGAAGCGAAUGGUGAAUGACCUCCUUCAAGUCCUGCAAGAGCGUCUGUCAAAGAAUUCAUUACCAGUGCUGCAGCCUGCCAUUGGUGUUGGCAGUGCCUUUGAAGGCUGGUGUCCCUAUGAGGAGGACUACAUUGUCUACCACCUCCUUGUGCCCAUGAAGCCACCCCGUGGGCAUGUCUUCUCCCUGGAGCUUGAAACAACAGAGACUCCAGCUAAGGACUGCCGCAUCCGUGUGGGUCUGAAAUGCACCUGCAUUGCACAUAGAAUCCUACGCUUUGUCCGCAAUAGCAAGAGGUGGCUGAGUUGGAGAAAGAAGAAGACACUGAGUCUCCUAGACAUCCUCUGUACCCAGUCAUACCUGGACGUGGAGAAAGUUACCUGUUGGUUCCAGGGCUUGGUGAAGGAAGCUUGGGUGGCCUUGCCUCAGGCACGUGAAUAUGAACUGAAGGUGAUGUCCUUCAGCCAGCGCUCCUGCCUGCUGCAGUUGAUAAGUGAAUAUCGGGGACCUCUCAAUCUUCAGAUAAUGUUUGGGGUGCAGCAAGGUGAUACAGAUAUCUUCUUCAGCAGUCAGACUGCAGAGGACACCUACACCCCAAGCACAAUAUGGAAAGAGAGCUAUGCUGUGGCAGAGGGCAAGUUCUUCAGGCACAUAGCCAGACAGGUCCCACGUGGCAGCUUCCACCUCCGAUGCCUAUACUUCUGCUCCCACCUCUUGGACGGCACGAACAUCACUCCCUAUAUGUUGAAGACAAGUGUCAUGCACCUCCUCAACACCACACCUGUGACAGGCUGGAGGAAAUCGAAUGGCACCACCCAGGUGGCACAUAUCCUGAGCUUCCUGAAACGCUGCCUGGAACAGAAACAGCUCAACCACUUCUUCUUUGGCAACAGCAACAUGCCCAAGGAGAUCACCUUGACCCCACACUUUGAAACAUCCGAGCCACUCAAUCUCUUGGAGAACCUGGUGGAGAAUCCAGCUGCCCAUGCCAGGGCAAUGAGACAGUUGAAGCAGCUUCAGAAAGAGCUUGCAAAGGGGAUAUACUAG
Pogoniulus pusillus (Red-fronted tinkerbird) is the source of this 1542-nucleotide messenger RNA. Its product is annotated as inositol 1,4,5-trisphosphate receptor-interacting protein-like 1. The coding region runs from base 1 to 1542 and encodes 513 amino acids. The record is from RefSeq and is a predicted model, not a curated record. The transcript has a single exon. NCBI's taxonomy places the organism in Eukaryota, Metazoa, Chordata, Aves, Piciformes, Lybiidae. Gene Ontology annotation, cellular component: membrane.